UCGCCCGUUAUCAAAGUGCAUAUUCCCUCCCGUUUUCUCUGCACCAUACGCAAAACCUAGGGUUUCUCCGUCACCCCUCAGUCCCUCCAAUUUCCCUUCUCACCUCAAGGAUUCCCCCAAAAUGAACCCUAACCACCCCAUGCUCAUGCUCAAGGAAUCCAUCACGCGCUUCCUCGCCCAGCACCGCACCGGCGCCACCGACUUCGCCGACUUCACCUCCAUCUUCUCCCGCACGCUCCACGCCACCCCCGACCCCCCCAUCCCCCUCCUCUGGUUCUACGCCGCCCUCCAAUUCCGCCAGCACCCACCCUCCUCCGCCGCCGCCAGGGACCUCUUCCACCUCCUCGCCUCCUGCUCCGCCGCGCGCGCCUCCUCCGCUAGAAUCGCCGCGCUCGCGCCGCUGCUCUUCGUCCUGCACCGCCUCGCGCCGGCAGAGUCCCCGAACGCGAAAUCCGAGGUGGAGGGGCUGGUGGAGGGCGUCGUCAGCUACUGCAGCAUUUUCUGCGCGAAGGAGAGUUGCGACGACGACGCUGACGUGGCGGGUCUGGAUUUCGCGGACUUGAUCCGCGUGUGGAUGGUGGACGAUGGGGGUGAAGGGUGUGUGGAGGGGUUUUUCCCGCUCGUGGGUGAGGGCGUGAGGAAGGGGAUUGAGAGGGGUUGCGAGGUUGGGGUGUUGGCUGGGGUUGUCAUGUGUGAAGCGCUUUUGUUGAAGCUGUGUUUGGCGUUUGAUAAUGGGGCUCCCAGGGCGGAGCAGGAGAAGAAGUUGAUGGCUUCCGCGGUUCAGACCAUUACGGGGUUUCGGAGCUUUCGGUUUUUGGAUACCCUUUUCAGGACGAUGUUGGAGCCAGUUUUACCAGUGACCUCUCUACUGGGUUCUGAAAAUGAACUUCUUUUAAAAGAAGUCCUGUACAAUUCUGUGAUGACGAUAGAGCAUUCGUUCAUUAAUCCUCAAGCAGAAUUUUCGCUAUAUGCCAACAGCUUGAAAGAUGUUGCUAUAACAUGGUUGUUUGUGGCUGAGUUGGCUGUACAGUCUGCUAGGGAAAAAGGUGAUCAGGGGAAAGCUAUGUCUUUUAUAAAUGCCUUCUGUAGAUCAUGCAUACCCAUUCAAUUGAUCAACUGGGUUACUAAUCAAAAUUGCGUAGGCAGAAAUAUCAGCAGGCCAAAUGUUUCCACUCCCAUAGCUCUUAUAAAGUGGCUUCUAGUUGUUCAGGAACAAGGAUUUGCUGUAUUUGCUAGUGAAACUGCCAAGCAGAUAAACUUCAUGUUCAAAGCUAACUUUUUCACUUCAAGAACCGAGUGCUUGUUUCCAGUGAUCAAACAUUUCUUUAACAAUCUGGAUAAGAAUCUCUUAUUGAAUUCUAGAAAUGGAGAAGAUGGAGCAGAUAAACUUGAUUGUGACGUAGAGAUGCUUGAUACUGUGGACACCGUAAAUUCGCCUGCUGCUGAUAGUCUGAGAACAGUUAUUCAUGGGACAAGAAAACGCAAAGAAGGGAUUGAGGAUGACACUAAAACACAGCUAAAGUACAUGAGAUGUCAAUUUCAUGAGAAUUCAGUCAGAGAAAACUCUUUUAUAUUCAGGCAACAAUGAUGCUUUGGAUGGUAGGAGCAAGGUGUAUUGGAUAUUUAGGUUUAACUAAGCUCCGAAAAUAAUGGAGCAAUAUGAUAUAUGGUAGAUGAAACUGUAUUAGGACGUUGGACUAAUAAUUUUUUAUGAACAUCGAUAUUGUCACUUUUUGGUACUAGGAAUUUAAAAACUCUGGGCCCAGAAACCUUCGGUUAAAGUAUAUAUAUUUGGAAAUUCGU
Molecule: messenger RNA, 1803 nt
Organism: Cajanus cajan (pigeon pea)
Lineage: Eukaryota; Viridiplantae; Streptophyta; Magnoliopsida; Fabales; Fabaceae
Source: RefSeq, a predicted model, not a curated record